CCGCCCGCCACAUGCGUCCAUCGCCAUACCUGUCCGAAAACAUCUCCUCCUUUUUUUUUUCUUUGCUCGAGUUUAUCUACAAAAUCCCGCAAAAAAUCAGAGUCCAUCAAUCGAACAGUCCUUCUCUGAUCUCUCCUACGCCCUUCAUCUUCCCCACCAUUCGAAUAGCAAUAAUUCACUCGGCGGCAGAGUAACAAACCAGCACGAUCUGCCGGCUGAGUAGUGAUUUGGGUUGCCGGAACCGGGGGGGAAUUCUGGUAAGAGAAUGAGCAUGAAGGUUCCAGCUACUAGGACGAGGGUUGGGAAGUACGAGCUGGGCAGAACCGUAGGGGAAGGCAGCUUUGCGAAAGUCAAGUUCGCCAAGAAUGUAGAAACCGGCGACAGCGUCGCCAUCAAGAUCCUCGAUCGGGAGCAAGUCCUCCGUCACAAGAUGGUCGAACAGUUAAAAAGGGAAAUAUCAACAAUGAAGCUGAUCAAACAUCCAAACGUGGUCAAAAUAUUCGAGGUUAUGGCAAGCAGGUCGAAGAUUUACAUUGUUCUUGAGUUUGUCGAUGGAGGAGAGUUGUUUGACAAAAUUGCCAAGCAUGGAAGGCUUAAAGAGGAUGAAGCUAGGAAGUAUUUCCAGCAAAUCAUUAAUGCUGUGGACUUUUGCCAUAGUAGAGGAGUCUACCACAGAGACUUGAAGCCUGAAAACCUUCUUCUUGAUAGCUUUGGUGUUCUUAAAGUUUCUGAUUUUGGGUUGAGUGCAUUUGCGCCACCACAAAUACGGGUAAGUAAUACAUUUUUCCCUUGUGACCUGCAAUUUUCAAGUUCACAUUUCCCUCUGCAUCGGCUGAUGGUGCCUUCAAUUGCUUGUACCUCUUGUUAUUUUGCCUCAUCUCUACACAACACUCGUACGUUUUUCGUAUUUCAGGGGGAUGGGCUCCUUCACACAGCAUGUGGAACUCCAAAUUAUGUUGCUCCUGAGGUUCUCAAAGACAAAGGCUACGAUGGUGCGGCAUCUGACGUUUGGUCAUGCGGGGUCAUCCUGUUCGUGCUUAUGGCAGGGUACUUGCCUUUCGAUGAGUCAAAUCUUAUGGCUUUAUAUCAAAAGAUCUGCAAUGCUGAUUUCACAUUCCCGUCAUGGUUUUCAUCUGGCGCAAAGAAACUCAUAAAGCGUAUUCUUGAUCCAAACCCACUUACUCGAAUCUCCAUUCCUGAAAUCUUAGAAGAUGAAUGGUUCAAGAAAGGGUUCAAGCCACCAUGUUUUGAGCAGGAUGAGGAUGCUAAUCUAGAUGAUGUAGAUGCUGUUUUUAACAACUCUAAGGAUCGUCUUGUAACAGAAAGGAAGGAGAAACCGGAGUCUAUGAAUGCUUUCGAGCUAAUCUCGAGGACACAAAGCUUCAGUCUCGAUAAGUUGUUCGAGAAGCAAGCAGUCAAGCGAGAGACUUGUUUUGCUUCCAACAGUCCUGCGAAUGAAUUAAUGUCCAGAAUCGAGGAAGCUGCAAAGCCGCUGGGAUUUAAUGUGGACAAGAAAAAGUACAAGAUGAAACUGAAAGGCGAGCGAAGUGGAAGGAAGGGUCAACUCUCCAUGGCUACUGAGGUCUUUGAGGUGGCUCCCUCGUUACACAUGGUGGAGCUUCGCAAACUCGGUGGUGAUACACUAGAAUUCCACAAGUUCUAUAAGAGUUUCUCGUCCGGACUAAAAGAUGUGGUGUGGAAAUCUGAUCAAACCAUUGAAGGGUUGAAGUAAAGCUCUCUGGCACCUGUUUCUGGCGGAUGCGGGCCAAACUUGCAGUUGAUGGGUAAUUUGUGUUCUGGCCGGCGGGUCGUAUCAGUUGGGCUAUUUGGGUGUUCCUGUUGUAUCAUUAGCUUUAUGAUUGAAUUAAUAGCAUUUUAUGUUCUUUUACCAUUCCAAGUCAACUGCGGUAUCCUCAAUGAUUGUCAUGUGAUUCCUGAUCUGUCCAACAAAGGUUGAAUGGGUGAUCCAUUGGAGGUGAAAAAAAUGCUUGGAAAUUUCGUGUACUGCUAGACAAUAUAUUUCGAUGGCUUGUCUUCCUAUCGUGCCUUAAGCGUUGGAUAAUAGUUACGGUGGAAGAAGUGUGUAUUCGAGUCA
Linum tenue is the source of this 2095-nucleotide messenger RNA. Lineage: Eukaryota; Viridiplantae; Streptophyta; Magnoliopsida; Malpighiales; Linaceae. The record is from the annotation of a GenBank genome assembly.